AUGUCAGAAACACGAAGUCAUCACAGCAAAUCUUUUAGUGAAGGCAGUGGAAGACGUUCUCAUGUUUCAACACCUCUGUUGAGAACGAGAUCUGUUGCAGGUCCGAGACCGCUACCACCAAUACCAAGUAAAUCUACCAGUCAUUUUUCUCAACAAUAUAGAAAUGUUGGUGAACCUUCAAAUUUCCCAGCUCCAGAUCCGAUUAUAUAUCAUGCAUCCAAUCAAUCAUUCCCUCCAAUAGUCGCACCUAAACCUCAGAAAUUUUUACCAAUUGUGCAAAGCGAAUUUCAAAAUGUCAUAGAACCACAAUAUCAAAAUAUAGAUGAAUAUGAGAGUCGUCAAAUUUCUGGAACACAAAGUUGGUAUGCUGGUGAUGAGAGUAAAUGGUCCAUAGCGCAAAAUCAGAAUCCAGAUAGUACAAUAUACGGCCAACCAGCUUUUCCUUCAAGCCCCCAUAAAUCUGCGCAAUCCAGCAGUGACAAUUAUAACUUCGAGAAUACUUAUAUUCCACCUCAACAUUCUCCAUAUAUACAGAAUGACCAGCCGGUUCAUUAUGAAUCAAAUGCUGAUUUCACAAAUAGACCGAUCUAUGAGUCUCAAGACCAAGGAUAUCCUAUACAAGAACUAAUAAAUGAUAUACAGGCGAUUGCAAUUCAACAGCAAGCGCCGCAAAACCUCCCAAAACACACAGAUCGUUCGGUUUUACCACCUAUUCCAAUAAAGGAAAAUAAAACCCAAUAUCAGAAAAAACCUGAUCAAACUGAAUCGAACUCUUGGAGUUCGUCAAAUCAGUUGACAUUAGAUGAUAAUGGAGUACAACAAUAUGCUAUGAUACCUGAACAUUCGGAUCUUGAAUUAUCGACGAUUCAGCAAACCUUAAAUUCCUCUAGAAAUUCGCUUGGCCCGGAUGGUGCACCUAUACCAAUUUCAUUGUCUGGUGGAAAUAGAGGUAGUUGGUUUGCUUCCGGAGGGAACAGAACUCCCACGCCUGACCGUAAUUCAAAGAUGCCUACUCUGAAGUUACUGAUAGACGAAAAAAUUGCUAGGAGGAGGACUGCGACAUCAAAAACUUUGGCCCUGGACGAAAAUGCAUUACAAACAUAUCGUGAAGCGGCUAAAAAGACAAAUGAUCCUUCCAUUCAAAUGGACUAUGCGAAAUUUCUUAUGCAAAUGGCAGAGAUGGCAGAGGCUCCUAACAAUGGCUCGGAAACAAAUAAUAAACUAGAAGAAGAAGCUAUCUAUUGGAUUAAUCAGUUAGCAAAGAAUAAUUAUUCGGAAGCAUUAUACUUCAAGGGCACAUGGUAUGAGUAUGGGACUCACGGAAAAGAAAAAAAUGAAGAGAAGGCUUUCAAACUAUAUUUAUCUUCAUCUAAACAAGGAUUCUCGAAAGCAAAACGCAAAGUCGCCGAAUAUCAUGAAAAAGAUAAAGAUUAUAAGCGUGCAUUGCAAUUUUAUAAGAAAGCUGCAUCUCUCGGUGAUAUAGUAGCUACGAACCGUCUAGCAUUGGUAUAUAUGCAUGGAGAGCUUAAACAAGACAUAGAUUUUAAACAAGCGCUUAUAUAUUUGAAACAAGCAGCAUCGAAGGCCAAUGAGGAAUGCCCCGAUGGUGCCUAUAUUUAUGGAAUGAUAUUAGCCCGAGAAUAUAGUAAAGUCGAAGUUCCUGAUGAUCUGGUAGUGCCUGAUGAUUAUGAGGCGAAAGAGUUGAUCCUAAGAGCUGCAAAUCUAGGUCAUGCAGCUGCACUGUUCAAGAUGGGGUCAUGUUAUGAAUAUGCAGCCCUAGGAUGUCCGUUUGACCCCUUGUUAUCGAUCCAGUAUUACAGACGAGCUUCUGAAAAAGGUUACACGGAAGCGGAUAUGUCAUUAUGUAAGUGGUAUUUGUGUGGUUGUGAAGGUUAUUUCGAGCAAAAUGAGGAGCUAGCGUACGAGUAUGCUGAAAGGGCGGCAGCGAAAGGAUUACCAGUAGCGGAAUUUGCAAUGGGAUAUUUUUACGAAGUCGGAAUUCACGUUCCUAUCGAUCCUUCUACUGCCAAUACUUGGUAUACAAAAGCUGCUGAACAUGGAAAUAAGGACGCAAUAGAAAGAUUAACAAAAGGCGGGACAUUGACGCGUACAGAUCAUGAACAAAAUAAGUUGAUUAAAUUAAAUGAAAAAGAAGAAAAAGGCAAAGAAUGCGUCAUUCAGUAG
This is a messenger RNA of Acaulospora colombiana, 2184 nucleotides long. Lineage: Eukaryota; Fungi; Glomeromycota; Glomeromycetes; Diversisporales; Acaulosporaceae. The record is from the annotation of a GenBank genome assembly.